GCCCAACUCGAACCCAUCCUCGUCCGCAACACUCCCAAGCACCCUCGACACCCUCUUGCCAAGAUCCGCCAGACUCAGUCUCGAUGGUACUCGACUGCUCGCAAGUCUGUCGAUGCCUCGAUCCGGAACUUCACAUCCUCAGCGACACGAUCCGGCGCAAAGUACGACAGAGCUUCCUUCCCCAAGUCGAGGACCAGCUAUGCCAUUCAGCAGUCUUCUGGACGUGCACCGUUCGCAUCAACUUUGAGACCGAAUUUGACCGGUGGAGCGCUUGGAAGAACAGCUGGAGGAUAUGCCCUCGGAGGCAGUGGCCGUGUUGGUGGCGCGAGGUUCUUCUCGCACUCACCAGCUAGCCAGGCACAAGUCGUCCAAAAUGUAUCACAAGCCGUGAGAGCAUUCUUCGUUUCCGGACAAAAGGCACAAUUCGAUGGCAUCUCCAACCAUGGUGAUAAGCGCUUCAAGGCUGUGACUGCCCUUCAGGAAGAGACUGGUCGCAAGAUGCGCUCACUUCCCAAGGCUACGCCUGGAUCUUGGAUCGAGUUCCAGGUGAACCCAACCAUCACUGCCUUGACUCCAUUGACUACCGUCACCGGCUACUCUUUCACCAGCACUGCUGAUGAGUCGAGUCACCUCAAUACAGAUGGCCUGCUCAACAUUCUCUCUGUCGAUUUCUCUCGAGCGCUCAAAGACUUGGCGGCAGUAUUGAAUGAUCUGAAACGCUUGUCAGCCUUGGGCGACUUACCGCUGACGUACGAGGGCUGCAACCUGCGUGUACACUUCCCUGGCUGCGACGCAGGCUCUGUUGAGCGUCUGUGCGAAGAGCUUGGUGUUCAACGCGGUGUCGUUGUCCAAGACGAAGCAUUCGAUGUAUUUGCUGGAACAGAAGUCGCGCUGCUCUUCCCCUUCGCCCCGAGUGACAGCUCUCUAUGCGAGGACGAACACUACUCCACUCAGUCGGAAGGUGGCUAUGUAGAUGUUCUUGCUGAGGAGGAGAAUCCGUGGCAGUCUUCGAAUUCGGGUUAUCAUUCAAUUGGGUCUGGAAGUUCGUACGGCCCUGACCGAGACACUCCUUUGGAGUAUCAAGGCUUCGAAGGUAUCUACCGUUUUAUGGCGGAGCUUGACUCCGUGCGG
Zymoseptoria tritici IPO323 is the source of this 1131-nucleotide messenger RNA. RefSeq lists its product as uncharacterized. Gene Ontology annotation, biological process: proteasome assembly. The annotation marks the transcript as partial. Lineage: Eukaryota; Fungi; Ascomycota; Dothideomycetes; Mycosphaerellales; Mycosphaerellaceae. The record is from RefSeq and is a predicted model, not a curated record. Gene Ontology annotation, molecular function: proteasome binding. The transcript has 2 exons.